Messenger RNA from Rotaria sordida, 772 nucleotides. NCBI's taxonomy places the organism in Eukaryota, Metazoa, Rotifera, Eurotatoria, Philodinida, Philodinidae. The record is from the annotation of a GenBank genome assembly.
ACUAACUCGUUUGUAAGAAGGAAAAUCCACAAAAGCAUAGACAUUCACUUUUCUGUAGUGCCCUUCUUUUUUGUCAUUAUUCAAUAAAAUUUUUAAAAAUAUCAGUUUUUUUCCAAUGAUUUUCAUAAUUGAUCAAAACAAAUUCAUUGUCUCUGGGCGCUAUCUAAUAGUUUUUCAUUCACCUUGGCAUUAAAUGAAUGAAUUAAUAUAAAUCAGCAUCGGUCACUAACGUUGUCAAUCAGAUCAUAUUUUCGGUGCAACGAAACUUCAAACAACAUGGUAAAUUGAAUUGUUGAUCGAAAGACACAUCAGAGUAAUCGCAUCGAAUGUAAAAUUAACUAAUGAUACCUUAUCCUUUUCUGUAGAAUGAUGAGCAUUUGUUCGAUUCAAUGAAAUUUGUCCAAUUGAUUCAAUUAUCGAAACGUUAGAUUUUUUAAAUUCACCAGGGGUGUGGGUAUCGGCGAGCGAUUGAAUAAGUAUCUACUCUCCACAAUAAUACGCACAUGCACACCCACACCCUUUUCAUUAUGAUUGGAUUAUUGUUUUAGGUGGAACAAAUGAUUUAACUUAUAAACCAUCAGCUGAAAAUAUAUUUAAUCAUGAUAGUGCUUAUGAUAAACAAAGAAAAAAUUUAAAUGAUAUAAUUAGAAAUUAUGGUAAAAAUUAUCAUGAUCAAAAUCGAAUAUGUCUUAUUGAUAUUGAUAAACAUAUUAAUUAUCAUUCUAUGAAUGAUAUUCAAGAAAUUUUUAAUAAAAUACAUCAACAAUCAUGA